CACAAGAAGCGGGAAACAUUCAGCCCAAAACAGACAGAUGAGUCACGAAUCAUCCCAGACCGGAACCUCAAGUCGAAUCGUCGUUGGCACACCUGAAUCGAUUUUUGUUUUCAUCAUUCUUAAUCCUUGUUUUCGACUUCAUCCGCCGUACCACAAUCUCCACAUAUUUCGUUUUUCUGUCUGUGCAUCCCCCUCUUUAAUCCAUAGUAUUCUAUAAUUUCUGGUAAAUCGGUAAUUAGCAUCACAAUCACAUAUUGCGGGGAAGAAAGGAGCAUAAUUUAUGGUUAAUUGAAAUGGGGAGCUACAAUAAUUACAAAAUGUUUGGUUGCUUCAACCGGAAAUUCAAGAUUAGCGAGACGGAGCCUCCGCCGGACGUGAAGAAUGUAUUUUCGCGGUACACGGAGAAUGGUCCCCACAUGAACGCCGAUCAGAUGACCAGGUUUCUGGUCCAGUUUCAGGGGGAGGAGGGGUGCACCGCCGCCGAUGCGGCUCAACUCAUACAACAUAUUCACAACCGCCGCCGCCAUUUGUCUAAGCAUAUCCACCACAGUUCCCCGGCCCGCUCUCUUGAUAUCGACGAUUUCUUUGACUUUCUCUUUCAAGAUGAUCUCAAUGGACCUCUCAAACCUCAGGUAUGGCAUGAUAUGAGUGCCCCCUUGCAACAUUAUUUCAUAUAUACGGGUCACAACUCCUACCUGACAGGGAAUCAACUCAGCAGUCAAUGUAGUGAAAUCCCUAUUAUUAGAGCUCUUGAAAGAGGCGUUAGGGGUAUAGAAUUGGACUUGUGGCCAAAUUCCACUAGAGACAAUAUUCACGUUCUUCACGGAAGCUUUGGAGAUUUUCAGGACCUUAACAACUCCAGUGACUCUCAUCAAAUGUUUGAAAUCUAUCAAAAAACAUGCUUUUGUGAAAUCUCCUUAUCCUGUUAUCAUUACUUUGGAAGAUCACUUGACACCUGAACUGCAAGCUACAGCAGCAGAGAUGCUGACUCAAGUGUUUGGGGAUAUGCUUUACUUCCCCGAGCCAGGAUGCUUGGGAGAAUUGCCUUCGCCCAAAGAGUUAAAGCACCGUGUUGUUCUUUCUACUAAACCACCCAAAGAGUACCUUGAGUCAAGGCAUCUCAGUAAUGAGAGAGAAAAUGUAUCCCCAAUAUGGAAAUAUUCAUCUGAAAAUGACUACUCUAUGAAAGAGGAGUCAGGAAGUGAAUCCAAUGGGGUAAAGUAAGACUAUGAUUUCCCCCCUUUUUAACCAUCGGAAUGGGCUUAUUCUCCAAUGUUUGUUUGGUUAUCAGGUCUGUUCUGAUCCAGAUGAAGAUUAUUGCGAAGCCGCCACAUGCCAAUCAGAUCCUUCGAGGAAAGAGAUAUCUGGAAAUACAGAUGAACAACAAGUUAGUGAUGUGAUGAAGAGUGACCUAGAUGGAAAAGGCUCUACAGCUACGGUUCGGUCAGGAGCACCUGAGUACAAGCAUUUGAUCGCUAUACGUGCGGGAAAGGCAAAGGAAGGCUUGAAGCAUGCAUUGACAACUCUACAAGAGAAAGUGAAGCGCCUUAGCGUGAAUGAGCAAGAACUUGAAAAGGCUACUGGGUUGUAUGGAACUGACGUUGUCAGUUUCACGCAAAAAAAUAUUUUGAGGGUGUAUCCAAAAGGUAUGCGGGUGACAUCAUCAAACUUUAACCCGAUGCUUGGGUGGAUCCAUGGAGCUCAGAUGGUUGCCUUCAAUAUGCAGGGAUAUGGAAAGUCACUGUGGUUAAUGCAUGGGAUGUUUCGAUCUAAUGGAGGUUGUGGCUAUGUGAAGAAGCCUCAGUUUCUUUUGGAAAGACAUCCAAAUGGCGAGGUUUUUGAUCCUAAAGUUACAUUACCAGUGAAGUUGACAUUAAAGGUGAAUGUUUAUUUAGGGGAUGGAUGGAGGCUGGAUUUUAGUCAUACACAUUUUGAUUCCUACUCACCGCCAGACUUCUAUACGAAGGUAUAUAUAAUUGGAGUGGGGGCGGAUAGUGGGAAGAGAAAGACGAGAAUCAUAGAGGAUGAGUGGGUGCCCAAGUGGGGAGAAGAGUUUGAGUUCCCGUUGACGGUUCCAGAGCUGGCAUUGCUUAGGAUCGAAGUACGAGAGUAUGACAUGUCAGAGAAAGAUGACUUUGGGGGCCAGACUUGUCUCCCUGUCUCUGAACUGCGGCCUGGAAUCCGUUCUGUUUCUCUGCAUGAUAAAAAGGGAGAGAAACUCAAAUCUGUUAGGCUGCUCAUGCGCUUUCAGUUCAUGUUGUCUUGAACAGUUGUAAACAAAUGGGAAGAUCUUUUUCUAGAGUUGUAUUUUCUUCUGUAAAGAACUUUUGUGAUGCAAUCUCAGAGUAAGAGAAGUUAGGCAUGAAUGUAGAGUACAGGGGUAAUAAUAGUCUCUACUUUUCUUCCCUUGAAAGCUAAACGAGUUUGAGAAUGUAUCAUUUUACUACGCGAGCCAGACGGCCAGACCAAAAAAGUCC
Cuscuta epithymum is the source of this 2477-nucleotide messenger RNA. NCBI's taxonomy places the organism in Eukaryota, Viridiplantae, Streptophyta, Magnoliopsida, Solanales, Convolvulaceae. The record is from the annotation of a GenBank genome assembly.